Molecule: messenger RNA, 1026 nt
Organism: Entamoeba invadens IP1
Lineage: Eukaryota; Evosea; Mastigamoebida; Endamoebidae
Exons: 1
Coding region: 1-1026 (341 amino acids)
Source: RefSeq, a predicted model, not a curated record
AUGAGCAGACUCCGCUCAAACACACGGAACUCCAAUGACGUCGAAACUAUCGCUUCUUGGUCAGAGGAAGAACAACAAACACUCGACCAAAAUCUUUUGACAUAUCCCGCAGACAGCUAUUCUGAAUUUAAACGGUUGGCGCUGUUACUCACCAACUUACCAACCAAGAGAUUAAGAGACGUGUCGCUAAGACUUCAAUUCAUGAAAGCAUUUGACGAAAACAAGUCUCUUACCUGGGACGAUUUCAUUAAAAGUACAAUGUCACCAAGACCUAAAGGCGAAAAGUAUAGAAAAGACUCGCCCACACACUCUGGAAAGUGUUCACCAAGAACUCCACGCUCGUGUCGUGAACUGACAGACUCCCCUUUAGAAUCACCAAGAUACAAAAAACCACCAACGUUCAAGCAAAAAAUCAUCCCACCACCUCAACCAACCAUCCAACAAUGCGUGAAAGCUCCUCAAAAACUCAUUGACGACAACAACAAAAUUUUGGAUAAGUUGGACAGAUCUGUUGGUCAAAACAAAAAUUUUGAAUUCAAAGACUUUGUGAUGUUUUACUCGAACUGCACAGCCAUUCUGGACGCGACAAAAACUGUGGGACUUCCUGUUAUGACACAAUGUCCUAUUAGAAUAUCAGAGGCAGAUAUAGAAGCAAGAACAACACCACGGAGUGUGACUGGGUCAGUCUCAUUCCAGAUCGGACAUGUCCCACGACUCGUUAUGGCAAGCGGAAAGUUAUACAACACACAGCCCGUCCAGCAACAAGUGUACUACAUCGACCAACAACCAAACCAAUUACAAACAAUUCAACAGCCAAUACAGAAUACCCCCAUUAUCACAACCGUUUUAAGAAGAAACCAAGACAUGAUGUACGAAGGAAGUCAAACACAACCCGCCGAGCUCUCAACCCAACAGGGUCAGAUGUUCGAACAAAUUGAAGACUACCAACAAGACGGAGGAGAUUCGUUCAUUAAUGGGAGCUUUGGUGGAUAUGGGCUUACUGUGUCUUCACUCAAUUCGCACUGA